Molecule: messenger RNA, 273 nt
Organism: Lactuca virosa
Lineage: Eukaryota; Viridiplantae; Streptophyta; Magnoliopsida; Asterales; Asteraceae
Source: the annotation of a GenBank genome assembly
AUGACCAAGGAAGGUGGUGGGUUGUUGCGGUUGAUCGUUUCAAUUGUUGGUGACAUGUUGACUUUGCCAACCAUCAUGGACAAGACUAGUCAGCACUCAGAAGUUGGUCAAGAUUUGUCACCAGUUGACUUGAGUAAUGUCAAGAUGUUUGCACAACGGGUGAUGGGCCUUGCUGAAUACAGAGAGAACUAUCUUGUUGCUAAAAUGAGUGACGUAACACCAAAUUUGGCUGCUUUAAUUGAUGAAGUUGACAAGUUGUUGGUGCUCGUUUGA